UCGCGGGGGCCCCUUGACCGUCCGUCGCCACCACCCUUGCCCCGUGAGCAGCAGCGCGAGUUCGAAGAGCUCAUGCGCGCUGCUCAGACCCCUUUGGCUCAGCCUACAAGAGGUGACACCGCGGUGAACGUAGAAGCUGACCUUUCUUUGCACCCGGACGCCCGCCGACCGAUCCAGUCCGACUUCGAUGGUGACGUUAACCCAGCAACAGGGGAACAGGGUGGACCAAAGCAGGAGCCUGCGCGCAAAUGGGGGGAUGAGGGGGACUGGAGUUUCAAGGGACGGGUGUCAGACUUCUAG
Messenger RNA from Rhodofomes roseus, 300 nucleotides. RefSeq lists its product as uncharacterized. The record is from RefSeq and is a predicted model, not a curated record. The annotation marks the transcript as partial. NCBI's taxonomy places the organism in Eukaryota, Fungi, Basidiomycota, Agaricomycetes, Polyporales, Fomitopsidaceae. Gene Ontology annotation, biological process: mitochondrial respiratory chain complex II assembly. The transcript has a single exon. Gene Ontology annotation, cellular component: mitochondrion.